CUAUUACUAAAUUUGAAGGUUCUUUUCUCGAUGUACCAGCGCAUGAAUUUCGACCCAACCGAAAUGUUGACCAGUUUUUGGGCCGGAGCAAUCAAAGAUGCAGUCAUAGGUGAUAGAUAAAAAGGGUAGACCUUUUCAAAUAGAUGUCUGAAGUGGAUGCUAUGUAUCACGACGACAUCGAUCACUAUACAUCAGAAAGAGUAGUUCUGAGACUUGUUAAGAAUAACCCGCUUCGUUGGCUGGACGAAAGUCGACACAUAUCUGGGUUGAUGGAAAUCUCCCCACCACGCUGUUCCAGUUCCAACCCUCAGGGGAUGUGGGAGUAUUCGCCCUUCCUACACGCCGUGAGCUUGGCAGAGAAUCUCGAAUUAAGCAACAUCCCAAUUGUGAUGUUAUGGGAUUCAAUACUGGUACAUAUCGCAUAGAUGAUAUCUUCCGUGAAAUCUGUGCGGGUCUCCCUUUGUUGAUAUUCAACUAUUCCUGGG
This is a messenger RNA of Annulohypoxylon truncatum, 485 nucleotides long. RefSeq lists its product as uncharacterized. NCBI's taxonomy places the organism in Eukaryota, Fungi, Ascomycota, Sordariomycetes, Xylariales, Hypoxylaceae. The record is from RefSeq and is a predicted model, not a curated record. The coding region runs from base 144 to 425 and encodes 93 amino acids. The transcript is spliced from 2 exons.